AUGUUUUCGCAAUUUCUUUUUCUGGCACUAGCUUAUGGCGUCUCCGGACAGGGUGAAUUUAUUUCAUUAUUGCAUUUUCCAAAAACCUAUGGUUUUAAACUCUUUCAUUAUUCGAUACAAAGUUAAAUCGGAACACAUUGCAUCAUAAAAGUUGCACUUUAGCGUUUCUUUUACAGAGGUAAAUAACACCUUGGAAUUUAAACAGAACAGCGAUUAUGCCUAUACGAAAAGGCUCUAUGGGAACGUUGAGGUAAUGAUUGCCUGGUGGGUGAUGCGACGAUUUUCAAUUUUGAUUUUGGUAACAAAAUCUUUUCUUCGCAUAGUACAUAACCGUUGAUGGCGUGCGCAUUUCUAAGGCCGCAGAUGGGACGCACUGUGUCGCUCCGAAUGACUGCUGGGAAAUUAUCCAUCGUAAGAUAUUCACUUGACAUUUUAUUUAUUUAAUAAACCCAUUAAGUCAAAUCAAAUUAUUGCAUAUUGAACAGAAAAUUGCUAGUUAGCUGCAAAAGCAGUCCGUUUUGCAGGAAGAUGCCUAGCAACGAUUUACUAUUAGGAGUGAAAUUCUAUAAAAUAUCACAAGUUUUGUUUGCAUGCGCGCAUAUGUGCAGGAGAGGAUUGACAACAAUGGAGACGCAGGGGGAGAGAUGGAUUUCCUAACGCGAUAGGCCAGCGUGUCUCUUAUAUACUGUGUAUAUCCGGUCGCAACUGAUAGAACAAGAGAACCACGAAUAUAUACACGACCGCAACGGACAGGACCGCGAGUGCUUAGCCGCACUAGACUUUUAACCAACAGGUAGUGCGAUCGAGCCGCAGGUGUAGCACAAUUCGCGACUGCCUAUGGCCCCCUGGCGACAGUUAGAAGCCAUAAAGGACCAUUCAAAUCUCCCUUGUUUUUGUUGGUAGUGUUAUUCUGCCUAUGUAUAUCUGACAGAAGCGAAAAUGCCCGUCCCGGAAAUAUAUAAGAUGACGAGACGAUCUCCCGAACAAUACCUGCAUUGACUUGACGUUAAAGAAGCAAACAUGCCAGAGGUUAGUGUUCUACCACGCCUCACAGGAUUUAUAGGUGGUGAUGAUCUCCUAGCCACUGGUUUACCUGGCCAAGUGGUUAGAGGCCUUGGACUUCUCAAUAACAGGUCUGAACUUUGACCCAAGGUGUUCCACAUAUUGUGGUUAAGUUUGACUGGCUGACGACGGAUUAUAUGCCAGAAAUGGCCAUUCCAGUCGACCUUUCCAUUGUCCUUAUUGACAUUCUGCAUUGAUAGAUAUGCAUAUAUAUAUAUAUAUAUAUGUGCAGGAGGCAUGCUUACUCCUGAAGUGUCAUGAGUUAGUGCAAGUAAUUUCUUAUGGUACAAAAUAUGCCAAACUACAUAACUCAAAGUCUUACGGCCAUAAAAACGGAUGUUUUUCAUAAUAAGUCAAAAUUGAGCAAGACGUUUUCGAUUCGAUAGUUCAAAACUCCAUUUAUUCAGAAAACUGUAUUUUGUUAGCUGAAUUAGUUCCUUUUAUCUUGCAAGCAAUACAAUUUCCCAUAUUCUCCCUUACCUAGUCCUUCGGAAGCAAGAUGGAAUCAUUCGCUCACAGACGGUGUUUUCUUGAUGCUUUACCUGUACACAUUUAUCUGCAAAUUUCAGUAGCAUGGGGAAUGUUGUCGAUAUAAAGAAAGGUUGAAUUUCAUCUAAAUCUGACCAGUAUUCCGUAAGUCAGAUUGACUUGAAAUAAAUCCCCCUCCGAUUAAUGGGUUUCUGCGCGUCAAAUGCAUUGAAUAAACACAAAUAACAACGUCAAACCCAUGAAAUACUCGCAGUCUCAUUUCGGCCACGACAUUCUCUGAGUUGGACCGAUUGCUGUACAUUUGUAAGUAAGGGGAUACUAAAAAAAGAAAUCUGAGACCGGAAUGACCGUUAGCCGUCAUCAGCCAGUUAUACGCAGUCGCAAGUACUGAUCACCUGAGUUUUGAACCUGCGAUCUUACCUCAUGGAGUUUGACAUUCUACCAUUAAGCAGGGGACCCGUUUUCCUGCUGGAUGCGAUCUGAAGAACUUAUUAUGAUAGGUAGGGGCUCCAACGAUCGGUUUUACGGAACACACUUGUUCCAUUGUGCCUUGAUGCUCAAACUGGAACCUUCGAAGUCAGUUGCUCAGCGACGAUUAUUUUAUGCACGUAAGGUGAUACCGACAAAGCAAAUGCUAAUUAAUGGUGAUACAAUGUCCAGUAUUAAAUAGUUUCCGCUCUGCACGAUUAAGUUCCAGAUAUUCAGAGACAAUUAGAUUACACUCGAGUAAACACACUAGAUUAUAAUUAUGAGUUUAUUUGCUCAUAUUCACGACAUCAAGUAUAUUUGCAACUGCAAAAAUGAAUGAGCCAAGAUUACAUUUUCGUAGGCCUUCCUGUGCUGCACAAUUGUCUCUCUCCCAAAAUUUGCAUGUAAAUGUUUCUUUUACAAGCUAAACAGUACGUCAUCCUUAAUGGUUUUCUGAAGGGAGCGCACGCAGCACUCGUGUUGAAGCCUGCGCCUUUAGCUGACAGAUGUUUUUUGGAGUACAAUACAAAAGUGCCGGCACCCCGAACUGUAAGUUCAAGUAAUCUGUUCAGUCGAUUUACAUUAUCAUUGUGUUAUAGAUGUGUUUAUUUUCAUCUGUCUUCCUGGCAGUCAUUAGUGAAGUCACUUAUUUAGUUCACAAAAAUACAAAGGGUAAACUUGGUGUCCUACUGGUAAUUGUGUUUGUUGGUUGCCGAUCAGUUGGAAUGUAUUUUGAGACCAAGGAAACAAGCUAAAUUGACCUCUUCUUAUUUUAACAGCUUCGGUAAUUGCUUUUCCAAAAUUCUGCAUUUAAUGAUUUCUCCUUUAGAUCAACAGCUUCCUGCUGAAGCAGUAUCUGUCUUCGCGAAAGAAAUCCUCGAAAAUGAAAGACUCAUACAUAUUCUGCUGCUCAAUGGAAAACUUGCGGUAAUCAUGGAGAAAUCAAUUUAUGUUUCUCAAAAAUCACGUCAAAAUAGUGCUUCUUAGCGUCUUACACGAGAACCGUUAGCGUGUUGAGAAAAGCAUGGCAUUAUUCAUUUGAAUUCACCUGAGGAGCCUAUUUAAUUGACGCAGUUGCAUGCGUCAUUUUAUAUACUAUUUGGAAUUGAAAGAAAAGCAUUUUUAGUAAAUAGAUUAAUGUCAUCUUCAUUAUCUCCGUGUCAAGUCCACGCUUUGUGUUUGGUUUAACCGAAUUGACCUAGCUUUUCAUCGGAGUGAUUUCAUGUUGACCCAACUGUGAAAAAUUCGGCGCCUCGAAGGGAUUCGAACCCACGCAGUAAGGGGGAAGGCUUUAGUACAGCCAACGCUCUAAACACCUGAGCUACGAGGCCCCGCUGGACGACGCGAGUUUUUAUCACACUUGGGUCAAGUUACCUGCCCAACCUACUGCAACGUCUGGAAUCCACAAAAGCUGAUGCAGUAAGUGGUUAGAGCGUUGGCUGUACUAAAGCCUUCCCCCUUACUGCGUGGGUUCGAAUCCCACCGAGGCGCUGAGAUUUUCACAGUUGGGUCAACAUGAAUUAUUCAAAAUCUGCCAAAAUAUCAAUGAAUUACGUGAGCCUAGUAGUCAUCUGGUAGAUCCUGGGUGAAUUACUUAGGAAAUCCUGCUUGGGCAGUCAACUUACUGUAUCAGCUUUGGUGGAUUCCAGACGUUGCAGUAGGCCGGGCGGGUAACUUGACCCAAGUGUGAAAAAAACUCGCGUCGUCCGGCGGGGCCUCGUAGCUCAGGUGUUUAAAGCGUUGGCUGUACUUAAGCCUUCCCCCUUACUGCGUGGGUUCGAAUCCCACCGAGGCGCUGAGAUUUUCACAGUUUGGUCAACAUGAAUUAUUCAAAAUCUGCCAAAAUAUCAACGAAGUGAUUUCGACACUAAGUGACUCCGUUGUUUUCAUCAGUAAGCUUCUAAUCAAAAAGCAUGGCAACUCCGGCACCAUUUCAUGUUUGUAAACUUUUAGGGCAUAUCCCGUGUCGGGAAAAUAUCGGUGAAGAAAAAAGAUGAAAGUAUUAUAUCAGUCUUCGGGUGGUACAGUAAGUGCAUAAUUUGUUGUUGUCAAAAACUUCUUAAAAGUCAUGUCAAUGGAAUUGAUUUUUGCAAAACAGUUUUCGAAACAAAGUUUUUGCAAAUGAAACCCUUUUUACACAUGUUUAUGUGCGUUUUCUGCAGUGGACGUCAACAAAGUUUUACUAUUCACGGGACAUUUGGGAACUGAAACGCGAAAAAUGGAGAUAAAGUUUACGACUGGCAGGGUGAAUCGUGUUACCAUAAAUCCUUCCAAUAAGCCAGAGGCCACGGCUCCAGUGUUAACCUUCGUCGACUACAAGCACGCCUUCAAGUGCACGAAAAAUUAG
This is a messenger RNA of Spirometra erinaceieuropaei, 4366 nucleotides long. Lineage: Eukaryota; Metazoa; Platyhelminthes; Cestoda; Diphyllobothriidea; Diphyllobothriidae. The record is from the annotation of a GenBank genome assembly.